This is a messenger RNA of Adelges cooleyi (spruce gall adelgid), 3395 nucleotides long. It is a transcript of the gene Src42A, whose product is annotated as tyrosine-protein kinase Src42A. Gene Ontology annotation, cellular component: extrinsic component of cytoplasmic side of plasma membrane. The coding region runs from base 266 to 1831 and encodes 521 amino acids. Gene Ontology annotation, biological process: protein phosphorylation; cell differentiation; cell surface receptor protein tyrosine kinase signaling pathway. The transcript has 7 exons. NCBI's taxonomy places the organism in Eukaryota, Metazoa, Arthropoda, Insecta, Hemiptera, Adelgidae. Gene Ontology annotation, molecular function: signaling receptor binding; ATP binding; non-membrane spanning protein tyrosine kinase activity. The record is from RefSeq and is a predicted model, not a curated record.
ACAUUAUGGGUGCCUAUUGCUUAGAAUAUUUAAUUAGCUAUAAUUUUGUAAUUUGUGUAUCUGUCGCAUGAAGUUAUAAUUCACAAUUUGAUUUACUUUUACAAAUUUAAUUUAAUUAUUUAUUUAAUGUGAUCGAUCUGUAAUUGUAACGUUUUGUUUAGUUUUGCUGAGGUGGUUGUUACAAAAUACUACGCCUGUUAUCAUGCACAAACGCUUCUAAGUUUGUGUCCAAAAGCUUAGAGCAACGAUCAGUACACUAAGUAAAAUGGGCAGCUGUUUUAGUUGUCAAAGGGGCUCAUCCAGCAAAAAAGACAUAACAGGUUCACCAUCGAAUGCAGGAAAUAAGGAUGCCAUAGGAUCACCAGCCAUACCCAGUGUCCCCAUACAAUUACCACCGCAUGAUAACAUACGUGAGGUCAGGAAUGGUCCAAUGCCUCCCGUACCUGAUCAAGAGCCAUCAAAUGCUACUAAUGCUUCAGCUAAAAUAUUUGUAGCUCUAUAUGAUUAUGAUGCACGCACCGAUGAAGACCUCAGUUUCAGGAAGGGGGAACAUUUGGAAAUUCUCAACGAUACACAAGGAGACUGGUGGCUUGCUAGGAGUAAAGCUACUAAGCAAGAAGGAUAUAUUCCUUCAAACUAUGUGGCCAAAUUAAAAUCUAUUGAAGCUGAACCAUGGUAUUUUGGUAAAAUUAAGAGAAUAGAGGCCGAGAAAAAAUUGCUUUUACCUGAAAAUGAUCAUGGAGCAUUUUUAAUACGUGAUUCAGAGAGCAGACGAAAUGAUUAUUCUCUAUCUGUCCGUGAUGGUGAUACUGUCAAGCAUUAUCGCAUCAGACAGUUAGAUGAAGGAGGUUUCUUUAUUGCUCGUCGAACCACUUUUAGAACCUUACAAGAACUUGUAGAAUACUACAGCAAAGAUGCCGAUGGUUUAUGUGUAAACUUAAGAAAACCGUGUGUACAGGUUGAAAAACCAGUCACAGGUGGCUUAUCACAUAGUACGAGAGACCAAUGGGAAAUUGAUAGAUCCUCAUUGAAGUUUGUGCGUAAAUUAGGACAUGGUCAGUUUGGUGAAGUUUGGGAAGGGUUAUGGAAUAAUACAACACCUGUGGCUAUAAAAACUUUGAAAACUGGCACAAUGGAUCCUAAAGAUUUCUUGGCUGAAGCACAAAUCAUGAAGAAACUCAGACAUACUAAGCUUAUUCAAUUAUAUGCCGUAUGUACAAUGGAAGAGCCUAUUUAUAUUAUCACUGAACUUAUGAAAAACGGAAGUCUCUUGGAGUUUUUACAAGGUAAAGGACGUGGUUUAAAACUCCAGCAACUAAUUGAUAUGGCUGCCCAGAUAGCAUCUGGUAUGGCAUAUCUCGAGUCUCAAAACUAUAUUCAUCGUGAUCUUGCUGCUAGGAAUGUUCUUGUUGGUGAAAGCAAUAUUGUGAAAAUUGCAGAUUUUGGUCUUGCACGUCUGAUUAAGGAGGAUGAGUAUGAAGCAAGAGUCGGAGCUAGGUUCCCCAUAAAAUGGACAGCACCAGAAGCAGCAAACUAUAGCAAAUUUUCAAUUAAAUCUGAUGUCUGGUCUUUUGGAAUUUUACUCACUGAGCUUGUUACUUAUGGACGUAUACCGUAUCCUGGUAUGACAAAUGCUGAAGUGUUACACCAAGUCGAACACGGUUAUCGUAUGCCUAUGCCUCCCAACUGUCCGACAGCGUUGUACGACAUCAUGCUUGAGUGUUGGCACAAAGAUCCAAUGAAGAGGCCAACAUUUGAAACUCUUCAAUGGAAGUUAGAAGACUUUUUCACCAUGGAGGGGUCUGAGUAUAAGGAAGCAUCGGGUUACUGAGAUUUAGCCCGCCUCUCGGAGUGGCCUACACAUUUACCGGCCGUCGCUUACAAUAAUGGCAUGCCUCCACCAUCUGCCAUAUAUAUGCAACACGUAGCUGCAGUUUACCAAGCACACAGACGUCAACAACGACAACAUAUGCACAACAUUUAUUAUCAGCAUUGAUAAAUAAGUCUUUGACCAUCAACAGUAAGUCAUACAUAUGUAUCUUUUUUUAAUUAAUAACUUGUUUAAACUACUUAGUUAUACAUAUAUAUUUUUUUUUAGUUUUAUUACAAUAUAUUAGUUAAUGUUACUUUUAAUCAAUUUUAGAUUAUAACUAUUAGGUUUUUAUGCUUGCUUUCUCAACUCGUCAACAUGUUUCAUUAUGUUCUUUUUUAUUUCCCACUUUUUAAUGAAACCGUUUUUUUUUUUUUUUUUUAAGUCAUACAUAUUUAUUAUAAUUACAUAAAUUUGCAACAAAACAUUUUAAAACGAGUUUCUGGUUUUAAGAUGUCGCGUUCUCAUAAUAUUGAACUGUGAUGUUUUGUUGUUUUUAUUUAUAUGUAAUUUACAAUCUUCAUAUUACACUUUUAAUGGACCAAUAUUUGAGAUAUAUAUAUGUUGUUUAAUAACAUUAAUUCCAUUAACUCGUGAUAUACUUUUCUAUAAAUUAUUUACAAUUUAUAAAUAUCACAAAUUUGAAGAAAAGCAGUUUUUAAAAUCAAAUCUUAGCGACAGUUUUAUAAGUUAUCCACUGAAAAUGUGUAAUGAUCAUUUUUUUGUGUAGCAUUCAUGGUACAUAAUAUAUGGUGACAAAACUUUUCUAACUAAAAAAACUAAAGUGUUGUAUUGUAAAUUACUAUUAAUGAGUUAUUUGAUAAUUAUUUUGAAAACUUAACAUAUAAUGUUUGCUUUUUUAAUGCAUCACUAUAAUCACAAAUUCAAUUUUUUUCUUUACAUACAUUUUGUAUCCUUAAAUUUGGUUUUAUAAUAUUUUCUGUUAAUUAAGGUAAUUUAUAUUACAUCACAGAAUCUAAUUUGUAAUUUUGUAUUGCAAAUAGCAAUGAGUGUCCAAAGAAUAUUUUUUUUUGCAUUAUUUAUUUGUGUAUGGUGUAAACAACAAAUAUGUUUUAUGACUUACUAAAAUAAUAAUUUUAAAGUACAAAGCCAACUCCAAAGGUGUUCUUAAUACUAUUGACGAAUUUACGUAAACAAAAAAAAAACAUCUAAGUGUUCAUAUUUUCAAAGCGAUUUCGAGAGGUAAACGUAAAAAAAAAAUGUAAAUAUUUAAAUAGCAUAAUCAAUUUUGUUCUCAUCACGAGUUUUUCUAUAUUACUUAGUUAAACAUUUAAAGUAUUUCUUUACUUUUUUUUAGUACUUUUGCGUGUGUGCUAAAAUAGAAUACUAUAUAUUUAAUACUUAGAUGAAAACGAACAAUUUAUUUAUAAAUAUUUAUACAUGUUUUUCAUUUUUUUAAAACUCCUAUAUUAAUUUUAUUUUAUUCGUAUCAUUUGUAUUACAUUCUUAUUGUUAGUUCCUUAAUUUAUAUUACUUUACACACUUGUUAAUUUGUAUAUUCCAA